GCCGCUCGGUGCCCCGCCGCCGCCGGGCCAUGGAGUCCGCGUGAGGGAGCCGCGCCACCCGCUCCCCCGCCGGGAGCCGCGCGCUGCGCCGCCCCCGCAUCCCGGCGCCGGCUCCUCCCUCCGCAGCGGGGGCCGCGUCCCGCUGCCGAGCGGGGAUUGAUGCGGAGAGCGACGGCAGCGCCAUGCAGCCCCCGCCGAGGAAGGUAAAAGUUACACAAGAGCUAAAAAAUAUUCAAAUUGAACAGAUGACAAAACUUCAGGCCAAGCAUCAGGGAGAAUGUGAUCUACUUGAAGAUAUGAGGACAUUCAGUCAGAAGAAAGCUGCAAUUGAGAGAGAAUAUGCACAGGGCAUUCAGAAGUUGGCUAGUCAAUACUUAAAGAAGGAUUGGCCUGGAAUUAAAACAGAUGAGCGAAGUGAUUAUAGGAGCAUGUAUCCGGUUUGGAAAUCAUUUCUAGAAGGUACAAUGCAGGUGGCCCAAUCGCGGCUCAAUAUCUGUGAAAACUACAGAAACCUAAUUUCUGAACCUGCCAGGACAGUCAGAUGUUUUAAAGAACAACAGUUAAAAAAGUGUGUAGACCAGUUGACAAAGAUCCAGGCUGAAUUACAAGAGACAGUAAAAGAUUUAGCUAAGAGCAAGAAGAAGUACUUUGAGACUGAACAGAUGGCUCAUGCAGUGCGGGAAAAAGCUGAUAUUGAGGCCAAGUCCAAGCUUAGUCUUUUUCAGUCAAGGAUAAGCUUACAGAAGGCAAGUGUAAAGUUAAAAGCACGACGGUCUGAGUGUAAUUCAAAGGCUACCCAUGCAAGAAAUGACUACCUUCUCACUUUAGCAGCUGCUAAUGCACACCAGGAUCGCUACUAUCAGACAGACUUAGUGAACAUUAUGAAGGUUCUUGAUGGGAAUGUAUAUGAUCACCUUAAGGAUUAUUUAAUGGCAUUCAGCAGGACUGAGCUAGAGACAUGCCAAGCUGUACAGAAUACAUUCCAAUUUUUAUUGGAAACUUCCAGCAGGGUGGUGCGGGAUUACAAUCUUCAACUGUUUUUACAGGAGAACUCUGUAUUUCACAGACCACAACCCUUCCAGUUCCAGCCAAGUGACAGCGAUACCAGUCGACAACUGGAAUCUGAAACUGGGACAACGGAGGAGCACAGCCUAAACAAGGAAGCCCGGAAAUGGGCCACUCGUGUGGCACGUGAGCAUAAAAACAUCAUCCAUAAUCAGCGGGCACUUGAGGAGUUAGAAUGCCAUGGACCUGUGGUGUCUGAACAAAGCCGAUCAGAACUGGAACAGAAAAUAGAUGAAGCCAGAGAGAAUAUCCGCAAAGCUGAGAUAAUUAAACUCAAAGCAGAGGCUCGUCUUGAUCUGCUAAAGCAGAUAGGGGUAUCUGUUGAUACGUGGCUGAAGAGUGCAAUGAAUCAAGUGAUGGAAGAACUGGAGAAUGAACGCUGGGCAAGCCUUCCUGCAGUGAACAAUAAUGGCUCUUCACACCUGCUUAAUGCUGAUGCAGAAAGGGAGGAAGGGGAAGAAUUUGAAGACAGCAUGGAUGUUUUUGAUGAUAGUAGUUCCAGUCCUUCUGGAACUCUACGAAAUUAUCCACUGACCUGCAAAGUCGUUUAUUCAUAUAAGGCUUCUCAGCCAGAUGAACUGACCAUUGAGGAACAUGAGGUACUGGAAGUGAUUGAAGAUGGAGACAUGGAAGACUGGGUAAAGGCGCGAAAUAAAGCAGGCCAAGUGGGUUAUGUGCCAGAGAAGUAUCUGCAGUUCCCAACCUCCAACAGUCUGUUGAGUAUGCUGCAGUCGCUUGCGGCAUUGGACAGUCGGUCACACACCUCAAAUAAUUCAGCUGAAGCUGAGCUAGUCUCAGGAAGCCUAAAUGGAGACUCCAGCGUCUGUUUUGUAAAAGCACUUUAUGAUUAUGAGAGCCAGACAGAUGACGAGCUGUCCUUCCCAGAAGGAGCAAUCAUCCGUAUCUUGAACAAGGAGAAUCAGGAUGAUGAUGGCUUCUGGGAAGGGGAAUUCAAUGGUCGUGUUGGGGUUUUCCCAUCUGUGUUAGUGGAAGAACUUACAGCCUCAGAAAAUGGAGAGACUCAGUGGACUGGAGAUAUUCAGAUAUCCCCAAAGCCACCUCACAAUUCCCUUCCACUCUUGCCGCUGUAUGACCAGCCACCGAUUAGUCCCUACCAUAGUCCUGAUAAGAGAGGCUCCCAGUACUUCCCCAGGUCACAAUCAACUAACGAAAAUAGUUUCGGCUCAGAUUCUCCUGGAUUCUCACAGCCUCCACGACUUGCUCCUGAAACCUCAUACGGCAAACUGCGACCUGUACGAGCCGCUCCUCCUCCCCCUACACACCAUCGCAGGACGACGGAGAAGAUGGAGGAUGUGGAAAUUACUCUGGUAUAAUGAUUGGACUAGUGAAGUAGUAGUGCUACAAUCAAGGCCAAAUGUGGUGUUUGGUCAACCUUGUUUUUAGGCACCUUUGCAUGAUGAAGACUUUUCAUAGAGCACGAAGUGGGAAGGAUUAUAGGUGACAGUGACAUGGUGGAUUCCUUCCCUCAGUCAUGAAUAUUUUGUGCCUUUUUUGUUUUUAUAUACAUCAUCCUUCCUCCCUUAGCACAAACCAAGAUGGGCCAAACGGUGAGCAGAGAAAUGCGUUGGAGCGGGUUUCCCAUUUGGCUGAAGAUAGUCAGUUUUUAUAUGGAGGUCUAGGAGAGAGCCUCAUUCAUGCAACUUAGUCAUAGCAUACUUAUACCAUGUGCAUUAGUACAGUAUAUUACUGUUGCUGUAGGAAUGUGUUAAAGAUUUUCAAUUCAACUAGCAUUAUGUGUCUGAUUAAAUAGUAAUCAGAUUGUAUGGAAUAAAAAAGGGAACAAAAGAAUAGGUUUAAGAAGAGGCUGGCUCCUCUUUCAUCCCCUCAAAGAAGGAAAAAAAAGGAAAAUAAUCUUACAGAUCGGGAAAAGUGCUGCAGAUCAUAUGGCGUUAAUUGCAGUAAUGCACACCUCUUCGAUUAUUAAAAACCAGAACAAAAUAUUCUUUGUAUUAAUCUUUAUGCAGUUCAUUUAGUAAUAGAGUAUCUAAUAAGGAGGUGCUGAAUUAGUAGCAACAUCUUGUUCUAUAGCAUAAACCAACCAGUAGAAAAGUGACAUUUUGUUUAGAUCUGGAAAUUCAGCUUCAUUUUUUUCUUAGCAGAUUUUUUUUUUUAGUAGGUGGGUCACUUUUAUCCAUUAUUGCCAUGUACUUUAUUAUCAGCAUUAUCAGUAUAUCUUUGCCAUCAAAACAUCUGGCUAGAGUUAGAAGUGUCAUUCCGAAUAUUUACAUGCAUUAUUUAGUGUCCGCUUUGGAUAGUCCCACUGUAUUUCUCCAUGCAAAGCCCAUUCGCUAGCCAAGACCAGAGAACCAGGAAGUCCGUGGCCUACUCCAGUCCUUCAGAAACCAUCUUUGGGCCUGAAAGGAGUAGAGGAGACUAAGAACUCAAAUUACUUUUAUGCAAGAUAUUGGGAGUACAAGGACUUCAAGGGUAAUUUUGCACCAGAUUUCUCUAUAGAAAGGGACUAUUGAUAUUUUAGGAAAGUGAGGGUAUUUUGUGUUGUAACGUGAAUAAAAAUGGGUAAAGAGAGGAGGGGAAUCCUUCAUCCCCGGGGAAAAUGGUUGUUUCUCUAAAUAUGAUCAUUAAACUGUUCUGAAAAUAGCAAUACCCAGAGGGUCAAAGCUUCAUGGAAAAACCACCUACAAAACAUUUAAGAGCUAUUAUAGGGGUUAUACUGAAUGCACUUUUGUGUGUUCAGAUUUUUCCUAAGCCAGUAAAUUAAGUGUCUACAUUUAGUUAACUUACGAGGGCUUUUUUUUUUUUUUUGAGGCUGCAUUUAUUAAAUCAUUUUACAACAUUUUAUCAUAAACUUUGCACAUACUUGUAAAUCACAACCGAAGCUGGGUGUCUGAAACAUUAGUACUUGCCAAUCUCUUCUCCCAGUGGGAUGUUAACUUAGAGUGGAGCUGUUUGAAGAAAAAUAUCAUCAAUCAGUCAUGAAAUCUAUGACUGUCCAUUGAAGAUUCUUUUCCAUGUUUUUCGUUCUUUUGCAUCUCUCGUCCUGUUGAUCUGUUUGAGGUCUUUUUAUGUGUUUAUCAAACUUAUUCUUAAGUUUAAAAAAAAAAGUUUUGUAAAAGAUUUAAUUGUUGGCAAAAAUUUUAAAAGCUUCAAGAUGUGGAAGAAAAGCAAGUAUUGCCAUAAUGUUAAUGUUCAGUUUUCUUGGCCAGUUUUUCUGUGUCCUUCAUAUCCGGACUUUCAAAAUUCAGAAAGUGUUAUAUUAAAUAUCUUUAGUUGUAUUUUAAAAUAUUUUCUGUAAGAGCUGCUACGUUUAUUUAAAAAAAAAUAAGAAAAGUUGUAAAAAUAUGCCUCCUUUUUAACCCUGACUUCUUCAUACAGGGCAUGUAUUCGACGCAUCACCAUGUACAGUGUCAAUACACUGAAAGCAUAGGUGCAAAUGCUUUCUUUAUAUUGGCUGUAAAAAGUUUGUAUUUAUUAUGUAUAAAAUGUUGAAUAAUAAAAAAGUGAAAUUAAACCCACG
Messenger RNA from Gopherus flavomarginatus (Mexican gopher tortoise), 4561 nucleotides. RefSeq names its product FCH and double SH3 domains 2 (gene FCHSD2). Gene Ontology annotation, cellular component: recycling endosome; neuromuscular junction. NCBI's taxonomy places the organism in Eukaryota, Metazoa, Chordata, Testudines, Testudinidae. The transcript is spliced from 20 exons. The record is from RefSeq and is a predicted model, not a curated record. Gene Ontology annotation, molecular function: protein binding. Bases 183 to 2399 code for a protein of 738 amino acids. Gene Ontology annotation, biological process: neuromuscular synaptic transmission; regulation of actin filament polymerization.